AUGAAGACUUCAACACCUUUUGCACUCACUCUCGCAGGGUUGAUCUCCGUCUCUGCCAACCCUAUCGUCAGAUCGAAUAAAUGGAAGAGAGCAGAUCUACAAGGUUUGGAUUUUGAGAUUAUCAACCUCGCUCGUAAUCUCGAAUCACUCGAAUUGAAUUACUGGAAUCAAGGAUUAAAGAACUUCACUGAAUCCGACCUCGAUAAUGCUGGAUAUCAAGGUUUCAGACAAUAUCUUGAACUGUUCAGAGAUCAAGAGAUCGCUCAUUUCACUGUCCUCAACGAAGCUGCAGGUGAAGGAUUCGAAAAUUGCACAUACACUUUCCCAGUCACUACUCCCUAUGAUCUCCUCUCGGUAGCUCAGGUAGUAACCACGGUAGGGGAAGGUGCCUUUAUCGGUGGUAUUGCAAACUUGACCGAUAGUCCUGCAAGACAAACUGGAGGCACCAUCAUAGGUAACGAAGCUCGACAAAAUUCAUUGUUAAGACAAUUUUUAGGUCUCGACUAUUUCAAUGCCGUCAACUUCGACACACCCUUGACUGCCUCUCAAGCAUACUCGCUAGCUGCUCCCUUCAUUGACUGUCCCUCUUCCAAUCCCCCAAUCAAUUUCCAUAAGAUUCCUCCUCUUAUGGCCAAUUUCACUAGUGGUUCCACCCCUCAUUCUCCAGGGGACGAGAUCUCCAUUAUGUGGGAUUCAUCUUCCGUCUAUCUAGGAAACGAUGUACAUAUCAACUUUUUAGGUGAUGUCUACUCGAUCCCCCAACCACUCAACCAGACUGGUGAUGGAUCCGGAACGACCACUUUACCAAUGGGCAUCAACGGUACUUCCUUCCUCGUAGCUACCAAUUUCGAAGGUGGUGGACCUAUUCCGGAUAAACAGAACUUUGCUAUUGGUUACGUCAUAGUUGCCUAA
Molecule: messenger RNA, 912 nt
Organism: Kwoniella mangroviensis CBS 8507
Lineage: Eukaryota; Fungi; Basidiomycota; Tremellomycetes; Tremellales; Cryptococcaceae
Exons: 5
Coding region: 1-912 (303 amino acids)
Source: RefSeq, a predicted model, not a curated record